GCGCGUUGCGCGCGCGCUCAUUGGUUAGUGACUGCGUAGAGGAGAAAUAACGCGUGGCCCGCUCGAGAGCUCCUAUCCCAGCAAAAAGAGAGAGUGAGAGAGCCACCGCAUUUUUAAUCAGUAACCAGUCUUAUUUGUUUACUAUGGCUGCUGUUGCAUCGAAUAACAUGUCAGUGUCCCGGAAUUCAAGGAUACAGUGCUACCUCUGCGACUUCAACCAUUCUCCCUGGGCCAUGCUUCAAGACUUCUCCGAGCCUAUUUGCCGGGGUUGUUGCAACUACGAGGGUGUGGAUAGAAUCGAAGAAGCGAUACAACGAGCUCGAGGACUUCGCACAUUGUACCCAGCCGCUGCCAACGGCAGAUCCAGAGGUUCUCCAGCUAGGAACUCUACACCAACUACAGAAACCAGGAAAGUAGAACCAAACAGUGCUUUUCUCCCCAGUUCUCUGAGUCAUAUGUCUCUUAUGAACCACCCUAUGUUCCGGAACAGCAUCCAGCCUCUCACUAUCGCUAAAGCUGCAGAGAAAUCACCCACUCAAUCACCGAUCGUGAGGACAGCUCCUGAAAUCUCUCCCAAAACCUCCCCGAAGGUUUCACCAAAGCGCCUGUCUCCCGUUGCAGACACGAUUGAAAUGAGAGGAAACACUCCAACCAGCGAUGCUUUCCGACCUGAUUCUAGAGUGAGUCCUACCACCACUGCAGUGAACAUCAACAUGUCCAGGAAUGGCAGCCCCGCUCACAUCGCUCCAAUCACAACUAGUCACGGAUUCCACCAAUCCUCUGCUUCUACCACACUUUCCUCUGCUACUGAUGCGCUCAAGACUAUGGCUAAAUUCCAGUCAGAACGAAUGGGCCUGCCGGUGUCCUUCGGAAACUCCUUCCAUCUAAACAGGAGCGCUGAUUCCCACUUUUCCUCGAUGUUCCCCGUGAUUGUGCCACCUCUGGCUCCCAGAUACGAUCCCGGCAGAGCUCUACAGAUGAUCAAAGAAAAAGCUCUCCACGAUCAGUUCCCUCCCCCAAUCGUCCGGGAUAUCCUGACCGUCCUAAACUCAUGUGUGCCCUUCAUCGUGCGUUUCAACAAAGACCACAGCCUCAAGGGACGAGUUUUCAGCUUCGAAGCGAUCAGAAAGACGACAGACUACGAGCUGAGGAUCUACACCGAAUACCCAAUCGGGUCCAACAGCGUGUACCAGUCAGCCAGUGGAGCUUCCAGACAGAUGUACGGAGAGUACAGGGAAAGGAUGAACAUCGGCCGCGGCAGAAUCGGAGCUUCCAGCAACGGAUUCAGAGAUCUGGAGUACGAGCGUAUUCCUAACAGCGGACAGUGGUUGCUUCUCGGAGAACUUCUCCCCGAUCUGGUGAGAUACCUGAAAGCCAUGCCAGAUCCCAGGUAUUUACCUCAAGCUGUCAACUUCCCCAACAUGCCCCCUCCUCCUCUGCCUAGGUGUAACACAUCUAAAUACACCCGGAUGAAGCGAGUAAAAGUGGACGAGGAACAGAAGAACGAGAGCAAGAAGAUAUGUCUGGAAAAGGAUCGGCUGAGCUGGACUGGAAGCGAGCUGUGGAUGCAGCAACCAAUCUUCGGGAACAGACUCCCCCUUCACGCUGACGCUUUAUCUGUCUACUCGCAACUCAAUCUGGCGAACCUGAAAACAGAUUCCGCAUUCUCACCGACUGCUUCAGCUGCUACAACCACCCCAACAGUUCCAGCCGUCCAGACCUCAGCCCUAACCACCGCUGCUACUCUCACUUCAAGCGGACUCACCUCAGCGGACUCAAUUGCUAGAACGCUCACAUCAGCGGACUCAAUUGCUAGAACGCUCACAUCAGCGGACUCAAUUGCUAGAACGCUCACAUCAGCGGACUCAAUUGCCAGGACGCUCGCAGCCGCAGCCACGAUGGAGGCGGUUAAAACCGAACCCAGCACCCCUAAACCCGAAGAAACGACGCCCAUCACACUAGGUCCUACUCCAACCUUAACCGAGGAUAUCCACUGCUUAAACUGUGAAGGACUCUUGGAAGGAUCGGACUUUGUCCAAUGUCCCUCGGUGUUCACGCACAAAUUCUGCUUCACUUGCACCAGAAAAGCGAUCAAGGAUAUGCUGCCCGGAGACGUGUGCUGCCCCAGUGGACUCAAGUGUCCCUUGAAAGGAACCACCUCUCCUUGGACUUUUAUGAGCGAAGAGAUAAAAACUAUUUUAGAGAACGAGUGAAGAUAGACAGUUCGGGCGAUUUAUGUGCGCUCUGUAGAUUUGAGUCUUGUUUUGGUAUUUGUGAGCAGAGAAUUUUAGCGACUGACGAUUUCAGCGAUCGUGCGAGUGUAUUUGAUGAGCAAGAAUAUUUGAAUACUGAGUUUGACAGAAACAGUGAGGUUGUAUUAGAAGUUUGAAAACGAAACAUAGUGCGAUACAGUGAAACUUUCGGGAAACUUUUCAUAAUUGAUUGAACAGAAAGAAAAUAAUGUUGUGAAUGUGUUUCUUUGAAUAGUAAUAGCCGACCAAGGAUAUUUUACUGUAUAAUUUAUUCUAAUUGUGAUAUUACAUGAAAUUAAUUAUUGACUUUUAUCA
Molecule: messenger RNA, 2567 nt
Organism: Bolinopsis microptera
Lineage: Eukaryota; Metazoa; Ctenophora; Tentaculata; Lobata; Bolinopsidae
Product: probable E3 ubiquitin-protein ligase IRF2BPL
Exons: 1
Coding region: 144-2213 (689 amino acids)
Biological process (GO): regulation of transcription by RNA polymerase II
Cellular component (GO): nucleus
Molecular function (GO): transcription corepressor activity
Source: RefSeq, a predicted model, not a curated record